Messenger RNA from Echinops telfairi (small Madagascar hedgehog), 1848 nucleotides. It is a transcript of the gene HIPK4, whose product is annotated as homeodomain interacting protein kinase 4. The transcript has 4 exons. The record is from RefSeq and is a predicted model, not a curated record. NCBI's taxonomy places the organism in Eukaryota, Metazoa, Chordata, Mammalia, Afrosoricida, Tenrecidae. Gene Ontology annotation, biological process: peptidyl-serine phosphorylation; peptidyl-threonine phosphorylation. Gene Ontology annotation, cellular component: cytoplasm; nucleus. Gene Ontology annotation, molecular function: protein tyrosine kinase activity; protein serine/threonine kinase activity; ATP binding. Bases 1 to 1848 code for a protein of 615 amino acids.
AUGGCCACCAUCCAGUCCGAGACCGACUGCUAUGACAUCAUCGAGGUCCUGGGCAAGGGCACCUUCGGGGAGGUGGCCAAGGGCUGGCGCCGGAGCACGGGCGAGAUGGUGGCCAUCAAGAUCCUGAAGAACGACGCCUACCGGAACCGCAUCAUCAAGAACGAGCUGAAGCUGCUGGGCUGCAUGCGGGGCCUGGACCCCGAGGAGGCCCACGUCAUCCGCUUCCUCGAGUUCUUCCACGACGCCCUCAAGUUCUACCUGGUCUUCGAGUUGCUGGAGCAGAACCUCUUCGAGUUCCAGAAGGAGAACAACUUCGCGCCCCUCCCUGCCCGCCACAUCCGGACCGUCACCCUGCAGGUCCUCCGAGCCCUGGCCCGCCUCAAGGAGCUGGCCAUCAUCCACGCCGACCUCAAGCCCGAGAACAUCAUGUUGGUGGACCAGACCCGCUGUCCCUUCAGGGUCAAGGUGAUCGAUUUCGGCUCGGCCAGCAUCUUCAGUGAGGUGCGCUACGUGAAAGAGCCCUACAUCCAGUCCCGCUUCUACCGGGCCCCCGAGAUCCUGCUAGGGCUGCCCUUCUGCGAGAAGGUGGACGUGUGGUCCCUGGGCUGCGUGAUGGCCGAGCUGCACCUCGGCUGGCCCCUCUAUCCCGGCAACAACGAGUACGACCAGGUGCGCUACAUCUGCGAGACCCAGGGCCUGCCCAAGGCCCACCUGCUGCACGCCGCCCGAAAGGCCCACCACUUCUUCAAGCGCAACCCCCACCCCGAUGCCACCAGCCCCUGGCAGCUCAAGUCCUCCGCUGACUACCUGGCAGAGACCAAGGUGCGCCCGCUGGAACGCCGCAAGUACAUGCUGAAGUCGCUGGACCAGAUCGAGACGGUGAACGGCGGCGUGACGGCCAGCCGGCUGACCUUCCCAGACCGGGAGGCGCUGGCCGAGCACGCAGACCUGAGGAGCAUGGUGGAGCUGAUCAAGCGCAUGCUGACGUGGGAGUCGCACGAACGCAUCAGCCCCAGCGCAGCCCUGUGCCACCCUUUCGUGUCCAUGCAGCAGCUGCGCAGCGCCCACGAGGCCACGCGCUACUACCAGCUCUCGCUACGCAGCUACCGGCUCUCGCUGCAGGUGGAGGGCAAGCUGCCGGCUCCCGCCGGGGCCACCGGGGCCGAUGGGCCCCCCUUCUACCCACUAGCCGAGGAGGAGGAGGAGGCGGUGGCGGCGGUCGUGGGCCUGGGCAGCGCGUCGGGCAGCGGGCCCUUCUUCUGUGAGGAGAAGGCACCGGGCGUGCAAAGGGCCAUCGACCAGCUGGACGACCUGAGCCUGCAGGAGCCUGGCCGGGGGCUGUGGGGCGAGAGCCGCGUGGACGUGGUCUCUGAUGUGCUGGCCCCGCUCAAGGCAGCUGGCCCUGGGCGGCGGGUGCCCGACUCAGGGCCUGAGCCCAUCCUGGCUUUUUAUGGCAGCCGGCUGGCAGGCCGCCACAAGGCCCGCAAGCUGCCCGCAGGCUCCAAGUCCGACUCCAACUUCAGCAACCUCAUCCGGCUGAGCCACGCCUCGCCCGAGGAUGAGGCGCCCUGCCGGGGUGGUGGCUGGGAGGAGGGUGAGCACCGAGGGACCUCCGCCGAGCCGCCCACCAUCCCGCAGCGGGACGGCGAUGGGCCCACCAUCAAGGAGCUGGCCAUGGACGCGGAGAGGCCGGUCGCAGAGCUCUUUGACGCCAGCAGCUGUCCUGAGGAGUGGCUGAGUGACCCGGACUGGAGCCUGGAGGGUGUCAGGGUGCCACGGGCUCAGGGCCUGCCAGCCCGCCACCCCCGGGCAACCAGUUUUCUACAGCACGUUGGCGGGCACCAUUGA